Molecule: messenger RNA, 4508 nt
Organism: Myxocyprinus asiaticus (Chinese sucker)
Lineage: Eukaryota; Metazoa; Chordata; Actinopteri; Cypriniformes; Catostomidae
Product: paired box protein Pax-2a-like
Exons: 10
Coding region: 471-1631 (386 amino acids)
Biological process (GO): regulation of transcription by RNA polymerase II; anatomical structure development
Molecular function (GO): RNA polymerase II cis-regulatory region sequence-specific DNA binding; DNA-binding transcription factor activity, RNA polymerase II-specific
Source: RefSeq, a predicted model, not a curated record
UGUGUAUACAAACGCACCGCGUUGUUAUUAUUGAAGGGGGAAAGGAAAGGUAGACACAGGAAACCCGCAGUCUCCAAUGGUUCUGCUCUCGGUCAUCCAUGCGCAAUACCGAACCGCAACAGCCCAGCACCUGCUAACCGAAUCCACCGGGAUAUAAGAGAUACUACAACCACAUGGAUGCGACGAAUGCUUGAAAAGCACUACUAAAAAAAAAAAAAAAAGAAAAAAGAAAGAAAGAAUCAUGCAUGCUGAAAACAUUUAAACAUUUAUUGCUUUGAAAACAGAAUAUACGAUCAUGUCUGACACCUGACAAAUCCAUUUGCACUGAGCGGACAGUUGCAACUUUCUGAAGUUUCCCCGUCCUCGCCUGGAUACACGUUGCGCAUCUCUUCGUUUCUUGCGGGUUUUAUCUUUUUAAGAAAGACGAGACGGCGACUUCAGUUGAUUAUCUGUCCUUUCUCUGUUAUCCGAUGGAUAUUCACUGUAAGGCAGACCCCUUCUCCGCCAUGCACCGGCACGGGGGAGUGAACCAGCUGGGCGGGGUGUUCGUGAACGGAAGGCCUUUACCUGACGUCGUGCGCCAGAGAAUCGUGGAGCUCGCGCAUCAAGGGGUCAGACCCUGUGACAUCUCGAGACAGCUCAGGGUCAGUCACGGCUGCGUCAGCAAGAUUCUGGGCAGAUAUUAUGAGACGGGCAGCAUAAAACCUGGAGUGAUCGGCGGAUCCAAACCCAAAGUGGCCACGCCGAAGGUGGUGGAUAAAAUAGCGGACUAUAAGCGACAAAAUCCCACCAUGUUCGCCUGGGAGAUCCGGGACCGGCUGCUGGCGGAGGGAAUCUGUGAUAAUGACACCGUCCCCAGCGUCUCCUCCAUAAACAGGAUCAUUCGGACGAAGGUUCAGCAACCAUUUCACCCCUCUCCAGAUGGGACGUUGCUAUCCACCCCAGGACACACUAUAGUUCCAAAUACAGCAUCUCCUCCUCUCUCGAGUUCUUCCAACGACCCCGUGGGCUCCUACUCAAUAAACGGCAUUCUGGGAAUCCCUCGCUCAAAUGGAGAAAAGCGCAAAAGAGAUGCUGAUGGUUCAGAGGGUUCAGCACAGAGCAGUGAUUCUCAAGGCAGUGUGGAAAGCUUGAGAAAACAUCUACGAGCAGAUGCCUUCACCCAGCAGCAGAUAGAAGCAUUGGACCGAGUGUUCGAGAGGCCAACAUUCCCUGACGUCUUUCCCAGUUCAGAUCACAUCAAACCAGAGCUGGCAAGUGAGUACAGCCUCCCUGCAUUAAACACAGGCCUGGAGGAAGUCAAACCCAAUUUAUCGUCCAGCAUGACCUCUGACCUGGGCCCCAGCGUGUCACAGAGCUACACUGUAGGUCGGGAUAUGGCCAACACAACCUUACCUGGAUAUCCACCUCACGUCCCGCCCACUGGACAGGGAAGCUACCCAACAUCCACACUGGCUGGAAUGGUUCCUGGGAGUGAAUUUUCAGGGAAUCCCUACAGCCAUCCACAGUACACGAGCUACAACGACGCCUGGAGAUUCAGCAACCAAGCAAUAUUGAGUUCCCCCUAUUAUUAUAGUGCAUCCAGAGGCUCCGCCCCCCCAACUGCUGCCACUGCCUAUGACCGCCACUAGUUACCACGGGAACCAAAUUAGGUUCCACGCCCACGGCCUUGGACUUCAUAUUCUGCCAGUGUGAGCAAUGCAGCCGAUUGGACAGAGAGUGGUUUCAUGUGGUCACAUGGGGAAGAACAGACCAAUCAGGAUGAUUCUCGACCACAAUUCAACCAAUUAAAAAAGCCCCAGUGGAUUUAACCCUUGAGAAGGACCUAAAUGAUGUGAACAAUAAAUGUAUAUCAAUGACAGAGGGUAAAUAUGAUUUUUAAAAUGUAUGAUGGAAUGAACAUGCUUUUCUAAUAUUUAUUUUGUUCUCGUGAUCGCAUUUGUAUUCAUAGGUAUUUGUAUGUAAAGUGUCGUUCUAACACAUUUGAACUGUACAAUUUGAUAUGUACAAAAUAAAUGUAUGGACAGCAUCUAAAACGUAAACCCCCUUACAGUACAUAUUACCAGGGAGAUCUCCCUACAAGGGCGUAUAGAUUUGGCUUAAACAUUGGGGGGUUGCAGCGGGAAGCAUUUGCAUGUUUCCAUUGAUCAUGGGGGGGUGUACUUGCUUGUUUUGAUUAUUGAGUGGGGUUACCUUCCCCCAUCCCCGCUGGAAUCUACGCCCCUGUCUCCCUACAUUCUUAAACUGCUUGUAUAUUUUGCAAUAUACUUUUGCUUAUUGAUCCUAUCCUCAUAACUUUACAAAAACUUUAAAUCAAUGGUUUUAUAUUUUUCCAUCGUUUUUAAUCUGAUUUGUUCUUUUGUUUUUUUUGUCUGAUUUUCAAAUCCUUUUUUUUUUUUAAUCAAAGUUUGUAAGGUGAUUCACAUCGGAGCUGGAUGCUUUUGUUCAUGGCUCACAACUCUUUUAUUAAGGACUUUAUGAAAUCCCUAUGGAAAAAAACAAAUGGGAAAAACACUUCAGUAACCAAGAUGGCUGGGAAAAGUGGGCGGGCACUGUUGCGCUGUAUUUAAUGCAGCCAAACAAAGAAUGCAAAAUACUUUUAUUGGUGCAAUCUGGAUUUAAUUGAUAAAAAAUACCUUUAAAUUGCCUUUGCAUCAGCAAUUGAAGUUCCAAACUCUCAUACCAAACACAAUUCAUAAAAAUUUGUACGUCUCUGAAGCAAGGGCGUAGCCAGGAAAUUACUUUUGGGUGGGCCUCAAUAGAAAUGGAUGGGCCCAAUUUUUUUUUUUUUUACCAAAUUUUCCUUAACAACAGAAAAGCGGUGCAUUCAAACAGUUCUUUCACACUUAUAGAAAUCAGAAUGUAUGCAUUUUAUUUUUAACUAUUUUAUAAAUAUAUAUUUGAAGUCAAAGAAUCAUCCCAAAUAUUCUGGGUGAGCCUGGGUCUAAUUUGGGUGGGCCCAGGCUCACCCCGGCCCACCCUUGGAUACGCCACUGCUCUGAAGUUUAAGGGUUUACGUUUUAGAUGUUUUCAACACAAUGAUAUUGUAUACAGUAUUUCAGUGUCUUUUCAAACAUACAUAAAUGCACUUUACAUGCAAAUACGGAUGAGUAUGAAUGAGAAUGAAAACCGGGAUGAACAACAAGGAAACUCACGAGGACUCUCAACUUGAACUAUCACACUAAACUAUCACUUAAUGUGAUCUCUUAGCAUGGAAAACAGCAAAAGGCCAACUCGUCGCUCUCAACGUCAGAGAGAAAUAAUCAGACAUGAACAACAAGGAGGUGAGAAACGAGGGGGCAGUUAUGUCUUCAAGAAGCAAAACAGACCUGCUGUCAAUCAGGCCAGAUUUGAUUUAAAAUGAAAAUAUUCUAAGACAAUUUGUUUUAUUUUUUUAUUUAAUUUUUUUUAUAAUGGUAUCAUGAAGGACACUGCAGUAUGCAUGGACUAUUUUCAUUUGUUAUACAUUUUUCAAUGUUUUUGAUUACUGGAUCAAAUUAUGCAUCAAAUUCUCAGUGUUAUGUUUUUGCACAAUGAGUAUCUUCAGUCUGAAGUUUAAAAUCAGUCAUUAGCCAAAAUUCUGUAAUCAUUUACUCACUCUCAAGUCAUUCCAAACCCUACAAAAGGAAAUUUAAGUCUUUAUUCACUGAGAAUCUUCACUUAUGGCUCUCAAAUGAAACAUGGCGCCUAUGGCAUAGGUUUGACAUCAUGAAAUGUGUUUUUUUGAGUAUCUAAACCAAUUACACUUUAUUUUACUGAUAUCAAAACUGUGAAGAUUCUUUAAAAUGUAUACUUUUUUUUUUUUUUUUUUCAACAUAUGGUUUUGGAAUGACAAUACGUUGAGUAAAAAAUUAUAGAGUUUUCAUAUUUGGGUGAACUAUCCUAAUUAAAAUGAAGCAUUUUAGAUAAAGAAACAUGUACUACUGAUCUGAUGAAACAUUUAAAACUCAAAAUAUGUUUACAGAAUAGUUUGCCGCUGUUCACUCAAUCAACAGAUGGGUUGGUCAUUAUUUAUCGGCUUUGUGAUUCAUAAUUCAGGCUCGGCUUUGAUGGAACAACACACCCAGUUUUGGGAUCGUCAAGCUGUUUCAGUUACGCAAAAAAUAAAUAAAAAAUUGCACAGUUUAAUGCUUUAUAACAAGUGCAAUUCCACAACAUUUCAAUUUCAAAAUCAUGUACUGUACACUCCGGUUUGAUUUCCUGUUUGGUCAAAGAUUUUGCUUUUUUUAUCAAUAUUUUACAGGUGAGAGAAUGUACUUGUAUCACAUUUGCCAAAGACUUUUUGUUGAUGUUUUUGUUUAAUUUGCAGUCAGGACAAAUGGUAUUAUACUAAAAACACUUCAAUAUAUGUACAAAAAUUCUAUGCAGAGCAAAGAAAAUCAGUUGUACGCAAAAACUACAAGACUACUGACAUGUUUUGUUCAUUAUUUAUGCUAUUUUGUGAAAUAAUGAUUUUCUAAAUUUUGUGUGAAAUUUAAUUUCUGUACUGUAAAUACAUUCUGAUGAAA